GCUCCUUUGUGGCUUACAUGGGCAGCGUGGUCACAAUGUAGUGUUACUUGCGGUAGAGGAACACAGACGAGAUAUAGAGACUGUAAUACCACCGAGACAAACCCGAUAGAUUGUAUUGGAGACAGCGAAGAAACCACGUUAUGUGAACUAGAGCCCUGUCAUUGUACCAUCAAUUCAACAGCCCAUGAAGGGUGGACUAUUGAUUCCGACGGCAUCAUUGUAGUUUUUACUGUUGGGGAUACUGUCAUUGAGGGUACCGUUAUACACAGAGACUGUUCCAUGUGUGAAUGUAUUGGAACAAACUUGAUAUGCAUCCAAACAGAUUGCCAAUACUGCAGGUACACGGACUGGGAACCGUGGUCUGACUGUACAAAAUCGUGUGAUGUAGGCCUGAGGUCAAGAUCAAGGGAACUCCUUCCGAUCCAGAAUUGGGAAAUGUGCAUAUUAUGCAAUGGGUCGAGGGAAGAAAUUGAGGAUUGUAAUACACAAUCAUGCAGCGGAUGGAGUGCAUGGGUGCCAUGGUCUGGGUGUUCUGUAUCUGAGCCUUGUACCUUUGGAAUAAGAACUAGAAAUCGUGUGUGCACGGGUACCGGUUGCGAAGGAGACGGACUGGAAAUCGAGCCGUGCGGUGAACCGUGCGACGAAGCUGAAUCGAACUGCACAAACGACAGAGUGUGGUCAAACUGUGCCUCACAUGUUGAUCAAACUUGCGGGGGUCUCUCAACAUUUUUCACGGAGUGGGAUACGUGUGACACUGGCUGUGUAUGUAAGCCUGAUCUUAUAUUACCAACAUCAAGUGGAAGUUGUAUAUCAGACUCUAUCUGUCCUUGUUAUACUGAAGAUGGCCAAGCAGUCCCACAAGGUCAAUCUCUCGUUAAAGGGUGUAUAACUUGUCAUUGCAAUGGAACGAAUCAACAGCUAGACUGCACAACAAUUACAAACUGUUGUGAAUGGACCCAGUGGACGUCCUGGGGAUCUUGUGAUGUAACAUGUGGUACAGGAACAAGACAGCGCUAUAGGGAAUUAAUAAGUGGAGAAAACUGUGGACCUGAUGUAGAAACUGAACAUUGUACUGUAGAAUGUCCAGCAGAUUGCAUUGUUGAUGGUAACGGGUAUUACUGUGGUAAUACCACAUCGGAGAACUCCACGCAUACAUGCUAUUGCACUGUCGAGAACACCAUAAGUUGUGUCAAAAAUAUUCCGGCAAAUGAUACAUGUCGGAAAUACACAAAGAUGGAAAUUCUAUAUGACGCAGUUGGCGAUUGCCAUUCUGCAGGUGAAAUACCAGUGGAUUAUUGUACAGGUAGCUGCGGAAAUAGCACGUUUGAAACCGUGCUUGUGUUGUCAGCUGAUUCGGACGGAGGCCAAUCAGUAAAUUGUCCUUGUUGUACGGGAACGUUCUAUGAUGAAAAAGAACAGAUUGAAGCAGUGUGUGGACCAACGAAGGAACCAAGAGUGGCAUAUAUUCCAAGGAUCAAAGAAUGUUCGUGCAACCCGUGCAGCGGUGCGACGUCAGUGUCGUUGCCAUCUACUACUACAGCAGUUCGAUAACUACAAGAGAUCUUCUUUUAUAUACACAUUGUGAUAGAACACAUUCAGAUAAAUAAUGUACUGACGGAUUAUAUAUAGAG
Molecule: messenger RNA, 1631 nt
Organism: Mercenaria mercenaria
Lineage: Eukaryota; Metazoa; Mollusca; Bivalvia; Venerida; Veneridae
Product: SCO-spondin-like
Exons: 13
Coding region: 280-1551 (423 amino acids)
Source: RefSeq, a predicted model, not a curated record